GGGCUAUUGUUGGGGUGUUUAACAGCAAGUACAUAUUCCUGAUGUUUUUCAGUGAGGAGCAACUUCAGAGGCAUGAUGAGUUUCUAUCCAGCUUCCCAAGACCAGACCGAAAAGUCAACUUCGCUGAGGGCUAUCUUUCUCAUGCUAUGCAUCAAAAGACGCUGCUUUACCUGACUUCAGCUUUAUCAUCAACAAGGCUGAAAGAUACACGGAGGAUAUACUCUGGCAUGUUCAGACUCUUCAAGUGCAAAGUGGAAAAGAAGCUGGAACAUUUGACAAGAAAGCACAUGAUAGCUGCCACAGAUUACUUAAUGUAUGUAGGGGUAAAAGAAGCUAUCGUAUUCAUUCUGAUGAAUGUGAUGAACAAGACGUAUGAAGAAGUGAACCUGGAAUGCAUGUCGACAGAAUUUGAUGCCAGCCAAGUUCCCGGGAGAGGAGUGCACAUCACUGUUGAUGACGAAUGACAAUAUCUUCAUGGACUAUAAAAUGUGGGGAUAUGGUGAACGCCUCGUAUGUGUCUUUAAGUGUCAAUCCCUACGUCAAUGCAUCAUCUAUCAUCAUCUUUGCAGGGCAAAAUUAAACAAAACAAAUUCAAUAUUUAAAAAAAAAAUGUUGUCAAAG
This is a messenger RNA of Haliotis rubra (blacklip abalone), 621 nucleotides long. RefSeq lists its product as uncharacterized. The record is from RefSeq and is a predicted model, not a curated record. The transcript is spliced from 4 exons. Lineage: Eukaryota; Metazoa; Mollusca; Gastropoda; Lepetellida; Haliotidae. The coding region runs from base 42 to 464 and encodes 140 amino acids.